Molecule: messenger RNA, 2709 nt
Organism: Adineta steineri
Lineage: Eukaryota; Metazoa; Rotifera; Eurotatoria; Adinetida; Adinetidae
Source: the annotation of a GenBank genome assembly
AUGCCCAAAACUGAUCUCGGUGAUGUUUGUGGACGCCAUUUGUCUUCGCGUCUAUCAAGACAAACAGAUUCAUCAUUAUCAAAUGAUCAACAAUCAAUAAAACAUUUUAUAAAUAACGAACAUAUUACUAUUGAACAUAAGCAACAUACAAUAUUAACACAAAAACUUUUUUUUAAAUCAUAUAUUAAAAAUCCAUUAGAUAAAUUACGUCAACAAUAUACAAUUAUUCAAAGUAAUAAAAGUGAAAAGAAUAUAAAUAACAUAAUUAUGCCGGCUAAUAAUGAUGUUUUAUUAACUGCAUUCAAUAAUAAUACAACAAAUGGUACAAAUGGUACAAAUUCAAAUCAUCAAUAUCGUUCAACAUAUAUUUCAUGUAGUAAUGGAAAUACAAAUGGAAAUGGAAAUACAAAUGGAAAUGGAAAUCAUUCAACAUCUCCACCCUCUCAAUCAUCCAUAUCGUCUACUUCUUCUUCUUCUUCUUCUUCGUCAUCAUCGUCAUCAUCAUCAGAUAGUACUCCAUCGUUAAUGAUGAAUUGGGAAUUAUUAAAAGAUCGUGGUUCUGGUUUAGUUAAUCUUGGUAAUACAUGUUUUAUAAAUGCAUCAUUACAAUGUUUAGCAAAUACUCCUCCACUUGUCCAAUGGAUUUUAUGUAAUUCUCAUUAUCAAUGUUGUCGUGUUAAAUUAGAAAAACAAUUUUGUUUAUUUUGUGAAGCUGAACGUAUUGUUAAAUUAAUGCAUUCAAAAAGUUCUAAUUCAUCAUUUUCAUCUACUGUUGGUGCUGCUAAUCCAAAUAAUAUUGUUCGUCGUAUUAAAGAUAUAUCAACAACAUUUAAAAUUGGUCGUCAAGAAGAUGCUAGUGAAUUUCUUAUAUGUUUAAUUGAUAAAAUUGUUGAUGCAUGUCUACGUUCAUCUCAACCACCUGAACGUUUACGUCCAUCAUCUGGUACAUCAUAUGAACAAUUAUGUCAUUCCCAAACAAUAUUCCAUGAUCUAUUUGGUCUUGUUUUACGUUCACGUGUUGUAUGUUCACGUUGUCGUCAUACCUCAGAUACAUUUGAAGUACAAUAUACAUGGAUUGUUGGUGUACGUAAUCAUACUGAUUUACGACAAUCAUUACAACAAUUCGUUUGUCAUGAAACAUUAUCAGGUGAAAAUCUAUAUCGUUGUAUUAAAUGUAAACAAUUAGUACAAGCUAUUAAACGAUAUACAUUACAUAAAGCACCAAAAAUUCUAUUAAUUAAUUUAAAACGUUUUGAAUUUGGAAAAAAUUCACAUAAAUUAUCACAUCUUGUUCGUUAUCCUGAAUAUUUAAAUGUGACUUCAUAUAUGAGUGAAGAAAGUUCUAAUGACGAAUCAUUAAAUUAUCGUUUAUAUGCUGUAUUAGUUCAUGUUGGUGCAUCAAUGCAUUCAGGACAUUAUUUUUCAUAUGUACGUUCACCAAAUAAUCGUUGGUAUAAAGCAGAUGAUACUUCAAUGACACAAUGUGAUUUAAAUCAAGUUUUAACUCAACAUGGUGCAUAUAUUUUAUGUUAUAUUAAAGAAACUCCAACAUCAACUAAUGGAACAAAUGGUUCAUCAUCAACGUCAACAACUACAACAACAGCAGCAGCAGCAAGUGCAUCACCAUCAUCAACAACAACCAGUAAACUUGUUUAUCAAAAUGGAAAAUUAAACAACAGUGAACAACAAACAACAACAAAUGCAACUUUUUUUACACCACGUCAAAUACCAGUUCAAAAUCUUUCCAAGCAAACCAACGGACAAAAUGGAAAUAUGAAAACAGUAUCUUCAUCUUUGACAAAACCUACUAUUGUAACAUCUAAUACAGAAGCAACCAAUGGUAGUAACGGUUUGUCAACAGAAAAACGAGCACCAAUUGUUAUGCGCAUUCCAAAACUUAAUUUCCUACCGACUAAGUCGGUUUCACUGCAAGAUAAAUCAAUAGCAAAUACAAAUUUAACAACAUUAUCUGCUUCCAAACUUGUUAAUAAAUCAAAUACAAACUCUCUUAUUUUAUCAACGACAAAGAAUAGUAAUUAUACAAUAUCUCCAACAACGUCAUUAUCAACUGUACAGUCGACUUCGUCACCAUUAAAACUAAUAAUAAAAGCAUCUGGUCCAUCAUCAACACUUAAUGGACUUAUGUCUAUUUCAAAAUCAUAUGAUCAUGAUGACGAUGAUGAUGACGACGAUGAUUACGAUGAAAAUAAUGGUGAUUCAUCUGAACUUCAACAACCAGCAAUGAAAAAACAACGAAUUGAAGAGUCUCAGAUAUCACCGUCAAUACCACCAGUUGCUCCUCUUCAAUCUUCUGAUCUUAAUCCUGUUCCAGUUCCUAGUUCUAACUCUAACUCCAUUUCUUCACAUAGAAAAUCAAUUGAUGAACAAUCUGUUACUUCAUCAUCAUCAUCAUCGCGAACAAAACAUAAAAAGAAGAAGAAAAAAAAGAAAUCUCAUAAACAUCAUCAUCGUCACUAUCGUCAUCAUAAAAAUCAUCAUCAUCACAAACGAUCUCGACGAGAUAGUAGUCGAAGUCGAAGUCGGAGUCGAAGUCGGUCGCGUUCACCUAUCUCGUCAUCAUCAUCACAUUAUAAUUCAUCAUUAAUAACUGAUGAUCAAUAUCGACGACAUCGGAAAAGUAAGAAACAUCGUCGUCAUAAACGAUAUAGUUCACCAUCAGCGUCGCCAUCAUCACGCGAACCUUUGUGA